Trichomonas vaginalis G3 is the source of this 744-nucleotide messenger RNA. RefSeq lists its product as uncharacterized. The transcript has a single exon. The record is from RefSeq and is a predicted model, not a curated record. NCBI's taxonomy places the organism in Eukaryota, Parabasalia, Trichomonadida, Trichomonadidae. Bases 1 to 744 code for a protein of 247 amino acids.
AUGUCAAGUGAUCGAGAAAAAUUACUUGAUGAUUUUAAGAAAAUGGAUAUUAGUGCAUUUCAACAUUACGACUCAGAUAGGAUUCUUAAAAAUGCAGAUAUUAUAAAUAAAGCAUAUCAAUUUGCUAAAUCAGAUGAAAGAACAAAAGAUCAAUUGCAGGACCCAAAUGAUUUUCGAGUUCCAAAGUUUCCUUACUUAGUCAGCUUAGAUCCCGAACAUAUGUCAAGUAUAUUUAUUCUAUUUCCUGGAUUCGAUCGUGAAAUUAAGCGAGCUGUUCAACAAGUUGUUUUAGUUGAAAUUGAAAGUAUCAACACGUAUGAAGAAAUCUUUCAACUAUUUGGCAACCCAAAUGGCCAAGCUCCUACUGACAUGAAAAUCAAAAAACUGUAUCCAAAUCUGAGUUUAGGAAAAUUUUUAUUUACUUUCGACGUUUAUAUCAAAGCGGCUUUCCUCUCUCAAUAUGGAAAGGUUUAUCGAAAAUUAUAUUAUGUCUACUCGCCUUCGUUUUUAACUGAUAUAAGCCCAAAAAAUAUUUAUCUAGUAGGUGAACAGUAUCAAGAUAACGAAUUCGUUAGCCGAAUAUAUACAAAAAUUAACUUGAGCGCAACAUUCCUAAAAGUUUAUUUCACAGAAGAUUAUUAUCCUUUAAAUUGUAUCACAGUAAUUCCAUACACCAUUUAUUCUUUCUUCAAGUCUUGUUUUCGCAUUUCAAGCAAUAAAUAUGCGAAAUUGAAAGAUAACUAA